This is a messenger RNA of Ctenocephalides felis (cat flea), 3881 nucleotides long. It is a transcript of the gene Ube4B, whose product is annotated as ubiquitin conjugation factor E4 B. Gene Ontology annotation, biological process: protein polyubiquitination. The record is from RefSeq and is a predicted model, not a curated record. Gene Ontology annotation, cellular component: cytoplasm; nucleus; ubiquitin ligase complex. Gene Ontology annotation, molecular function: ubiquitin-ubiquitin ligase activity. Lineage: Eukaryota; Metazoa; Arthropoda; Insecta; Siphonaptera; Pulicidae. The coding region runs from base 201 to 3695 and encodes 1164 amino acids. The transcript is spliced from 11 exons.
ACUUGCUGUUUUCAAUCGCGCAUUUACCACAUUUGUCCAAUAACGAUGAAAGGCCAAUAAGCAAUAGCGAAGUUGUGCGAACAUGAUCAUUUUUUGAGUUCGGAGAGAACGAAUGUUUUUCCGUACUUUCAUUUUGAAUUAAAUUUAGAUAACUUCUAAUUUAAUAAAAUUGGUUGAAAAUUAAGUAAUUAGUAAUUGUCAUGGAUGAAUUAAGUGCUGAAGAAAUCCGGCGAAGACGCUUAGCUCGUUUGGAAAUGAAUAAUCCACCUAUCUUAAAUACUUCUAGUAACACACCUAUAGCCAGUUCUCCUUCUUUUGAUUGCACUAAUGAAUCUGUGGAUGAAUCUUCAAUUUCUAUCAAUAAUGCUAAUUUAAAUGAAUCUCAAGAAUGUGAUGUGUUAGAAAACACAAGUGAUAAAGAAAAUGCCAAUAAGUUCUGUGAUAAUUUGCCAUCGAACACUACAAAAAUAGAGGAAUCAAACAAAAUUUCAGCCCAAACUGCCCAAGAGAUAUCUACGACUAUUAAUGUUUCAUCUGUAGCAAAUAUGUGCACUGAACCAAGUCUUGUGCAGAUUUGUGAAGUGUUUGAGAAAUGUGCUGAUCAAAAUAAACACCGUUCAGUAAAAAUCGAUAGCGGUAAAUUAUCUCUAAGUAGCACUAAUUCAGUAGAUGAAAAUAUGGAGGUUGAGUAUUCAGAAAAUAUGCAGAAUCAACAAAUUGUUGGCAGUUUAGAGGUUACCCAAGAAAAUCUAAGAAUUUGCAUUUCCAGAGUUCUCGAUGUUUCUUGGGCUGAUUAUUGUCCAGGAAGCAUUUAUUUAAGCAAUGUAGCUGAAACGUAUAUAGAGAACCCAAAUAUUAUUACAUCACAUAUCACAACUCAAUGCUUAAUGGAAGUAUUAAGUACUUACAUUACUGAUCCAUCUGAAACUCAAUUACCAUUGAAAAAAAAGAAGUCUGAUACUGAUACUGAUUUGGGGUCCUGUAAUUCAUCACCAAUAGCAAAUAUUGCUCAAGAAAAUAGCAAAAAUGUUAUAAAUAUUGAUAAUGAUGAUGUAUUGUGUUACAUAAUUAAUUGCUACCAUAGAGUGUUUUUAGAAGAAAGAAGAUUUCCUAAGAAAAGUUCUGUGCCACCAUUAAGUGAUGUUUUGGCAGAUAUUCGAAGCCAGCUUAUAAGUGUUAUCAUUUUAUAUUUUCAAACACCGUGCAUUCUGAAUUCACCUGGUUCUAUAUUGUUAGAUCCUUUACUAAAUUACAGCUUUCCAGAUGGAUUUUUGCAACAACUAGUGUCUGAAACGUUUUUGAAAGAUGAAUGUUUUUCUAUGAUCUUUAGUCCUUUAUUAAAAGAUUUGUAUAAGAAGAUGAAAGAAGUAUCUUUGCUUAAGGAUGAACAUAGGCCAAUAUUGGAGGGUUUAAAUUAUUUGUUGGGGCUUGGAUGGAAGUCAUACCCUAAUGUGAGACCUAUUGCCACAUUAAUAGUUCAGCAGUCAAUAUUUUUCCCAGAAAUGUACACUGAAUCUCCUGGACGGGAAAUAGCGAGAACUACAUUUUUUAGUCCAUUUCUGAAUGUUUCUAUCUUUGCUGAGGAUUCACCAGAACUAGCAGAUAAAUAUUUUGCUUCAGGUGCUCCUGAUAAAACUAUAGUUACCACAUUGCAACAAGAACUGGAAAACACUCGAACACUACUGCAUAAAAUAUUCCAUAGUGUUCUUGUUAAUACUGCUAGCCGUGAUUUGGUGUUGGAUUAUCUCGGUGCCAUAUUGAACUUCAAUGAGAAAAGAUCGCAAAUGCAAAGUAUUGAGCGACAGUUAGCGACUGAUGGGUUCAUGUUGAAUGUUCUGGUACUUCUUCAGCAAUUAUCAGUACGCAUUCAAUUAGAAAAAGUCGACUUUAUGUACAUUUUUGAUCCCAAUUGCAUAGUAGAUAUUAAUGAUACAACAAGGCUCAAAUUAACUACUAAUGAGUACUGUGAUUGGAUUGUUUCAAUAAGUAGUGACCCUGAACACAGUUGGAAAGAUGCCAAAUUUACUACAAAGUGUUGGUUUUUAACAUUGUUUGCACAUCAUGUUGGACUAAUACCAGCACAACAAAGAUAUAUGCGCAAAACUAGGGCAUUAAAAGAACUACAACGUUUAACUGAAGAUUUGGUGGCAACAGAAUCUUCAUGGACAUCUCGAUACGCUGCCAGAAACAAAAUGCUCAAGGAUAAGUGGAUGGCACAGAUAGUGAAGUUAACAAAAUCCAAGUGCAGUUUGGAGGCUGGUUUGUGGGAUCCUAUGCUAGUUCGACGUUCUUUACAGUUUUAUGGAACCGUUUGUGAAAUGUUGCUGAAAUUGGCAACUGGGAGUUCAGUCAAAUUCCAUCAAAUGCCUGUGAUUUCUCCAGAGGUGCAUACUGUAUUUGCUGCUCUGCCUGAAUGGUGCAUGGAGGAUAUUGCUGAUUUCAUUUUGAUGUCAAUGCAGUACUGUCCUCCAGUUAUUGUAGAAUUUAUGGAUGAAUCAUUAGUGAUUUGGCUCUUAGUUUCAAUUUGUAGUGCACAUUUUGUCCGAAAUCCAUAUAUCAUUGCCAAGAUGAUUGAGGUAUUAUUUGUAAUAUCUCCUGCAAUUCAGCCUCGUGCUGAACGCCUUUACAGUCAUAUAAUGUCUCAUCAGCUGUCUCAAGACUUGCUGCCGAUAUGCUUGAUGAAAUUUUAUACCGAUAUUGAAACAACUGGACAAAGUACAGAAUUUUAUGACAAGUUUUCCAUCAGAUAUCAUAUAAGCAUUAUUAUCAAAUCACUAUGGGAUAGCUCAUUACAUAGACAAGCACUAAUAAAUGAAUCUAAGUCAGGAAAGCAAUUUGUUAGGUUCGUUAAUAUGUUGAUGAAUGAUACAACUUUCUUACUAGAUGAAUGUUUAGAAUAUUUGAAACGAAUUCACGAAACACAAGAGUUGCAGGAAAACAAAACAGCUUGGGAUAAAUUAUCAAGUGAACAACAGAAUAAUAGGAUACGUGCAUUGAGUACAGAUGAAAGGCAGUGCCGAUCAUAUUUGACUUUAGCUCGUGAAACUGUUGAUAUGUUUCAUUACUUGACAGUUGAUAUCAAGGAACCCUUUCUUCGCCCGGAGUUGGUUGAUCGUUUGAGUUCCAUGUUGAAUUUUAAUUUACAGCAAUUGUGUGGACCUAAAUGCAAGAAUUUGAAGGUGAAAAAUCCAGCAAAGUAUGGUUGGGAUCCGAGAAAGUUACUGAGUCAAUUGAUCGAUAUUUAUUUGCAUCUCGACUGCAAAGAAUUUGCUACAGCUUUAGCAGCCGAUGAGCGGUCGUUUAGCAAGUCAUUAUUUGCUGAUGCAGCAGCUAGAAUGGAAAGAUGUUGUAUUAAACCACCUCUGGAAGUUGAAAAAUUCCGAGCAUUAGCCAACACUGCAUAUAGUAUAUCAUUGGCCAAUCAAGAACGCGAGGACCAAUUUGCUGAUGCUCCAGAAGAAUAUAGAGAUCCUUUAAUGGAUACUCUAAUGACUGAUCCUGUAAUUUUACCUUCGGGAACAAUAAUGGAUCGGCCCAUCAUAAUUAGGCACCUUCUUAAUAGUAAUACGGACCCUUUUAAUAGACAACCUCUGACUGAAGACAUGCUUUUACCAGCAUUAGAACUUAAGGAACGGAUUGCCACAUGGAAACGAAACAAGAGGCAGAAAUCACAUGAUCCCUCAAGAGAUGACUAGUAUUUAAACAUAGAUAGUAAAUUAUUAUUUUUUUUUACAAAUGUCUGAUAAUCAAAUAUAAUUGACUGUUACCUGAAAGAGUUAAUAGUAAUUGAAUUCAUUUUUCAAGCUCAAUAAAUAAUCAUUAUCAGUUUUGUGAAAACUUUUCAUGUUCUUCACUACUAACAGCUUGAAAGACAAAAAAAG